ACGGAAUAUCGUGGUCUCAGUUCUCUCCACCAUCCCUUCGAGUCUGGCACGGGUUGAAAAUUGUGUAGGGGGAAGACCUAUUCGAUAGAUAUCAACAGAAUGGAUACCGACGAAUUCAGACAUGUCGGCAAAAACAUGGUGGACUACAUUUGCAAUUACAUGGAAAACAUAGACAGUCGGCGAGUGACUCCAAAUAUAGAGCCAGGCUAUCUACGAAAACUUCUCCCUACUAACGCCCCAGACAAUCCAGAAGAUUGGGAUAAGAUCAUGGAGGACGUGGAGUCAAAAAUAAUGCCCGGCGUUACGCAUUGGCAGCAUCCCAGGUUCCACGCUUACUUUCCCAGUGGAAACUCGUAUCCUUCGAUUCUUGGCGAUAUGUUAUCAGCGGGAAUAGGAUGCAUUGGUUUUUCUUGGGCGUCAAGUCCAGCAUUGACAGAACUGGAAACUAUAGUACUGGACUGGCUAGGUAAAGCCAUCGGAUUGCCCGAUCAAUUUUUAGCAUUUAAGGAAGGAAGCAGAGGAGGGGGUGUCAUUCAGACAUCAGCCAGUGAAUGCGUUCUGGUUUCAAUGUUGGCUGCGCGAGCUCAAGCGAUCAAAAGACUGAAGCAACAGCAUCCUUUUGUUGAAGAAGGCUUACUUCUAUCCAAACUCAUGGCAUACUGUUCCAGAGAAGCACAUUCCUGCGUAGAAAAGGCUGCGAUGAUUUGUUUCGUGAAGCUGAGAAUUUUAGAACCAGACGAGAAAUCUUCUUUGAGAGGAAAAACUCUUUUGAUGGCUAUGGAAGAAGACGAGACCAUGGGUCUCAUUCCAUUUUUCGUAUCUACCACAUUAGGAACAACUUCUUGCUGCGCUUUCGACAACUUGGAAGAAAUCGGUCAGGUAUGCCAGAAGUUUCCUUGCGUUUGGUUGCAUGUGGAUGCAGCGUAUGCAGGAAGCGCCAUGAUCUGUCCAGAGCUGAAGUAUCUUCUUAAAGGCAUCGAGUACGCGGAUUCUUUCAACACAAACCCCAACAAGUGGCUGCUGACAAAUUUUGAUUGCUCUACGUAUUGGGUCAGAGACAGAAUUCGACUGACCUCUGCGCUUGUAGUCGAUCCCUUAUACCUCCAACACGGAUAUUCAGAUGCUACAAUUGACUACAGACACUGGGGGGUUCCUCUAAGCAGACGGUUCAGGUCGUUGAAGAUAUGGUUCGUCCUGAGGAGCUACGGCAUUUCUGGACUACAGAAGUACAUAAGGAACCACAUAACGCUUGCGCAUAGAUUUGAAGAGCAUGUGGCGAAGGAUAGAAGAUUUGAAAUAUGUAACGAAGUCAAAUUAGGUCUUGUAUGUUUUCGACUGAAAGGAAAUGACAAAUUAAACGAGAAGUUGCUGAGCAGCAUCAACGCUUCUGGAAAACUCCAUAUGGUUCCAUCGAACGUCAACGACAAAUAUGUCAUCAGGUUUUGUGUAGUAGCAGCUGACGCAGAAGAAGAGGACAUAGAUCAUGCCUGGGAGGUCAUAAAAGAAUUCGCGGAAGAAUUACUGGAAUCUCAGUCGUUGGAGAAAGAAAGAGAAUUACAGGACGAAGUAUUCGACCUCUUGGAGAGAAAGAAGAAAGAAACUUUGGCCCACAAACGCAGUUUCUUCGUACGGAUGGUCAGCGAUCCGAAAAUAUACAAUCCGUCGAUAGCGAAGUCACUGCCGUCCACGAGAAGGCAUUUGACAGAGACUGCGGACUCGCCCAUGUCACCCGAUGGAAAUAUCACUAUUCAACCACCCUCAAGUUCGUCUUGGAUAAGUUGGCCUUUGGCCUUCUUAUUUCAAGGAAUUGCCGAAGAUGGUUCUGCUAGCGACUUGCCAAUUAGAUUUAGGCAUCUAGACACCAAAGUUCGCUUGAAGACAACGGGCAAAGGCCCGAACGGACCUUCCCCUUCGGUGUCUCCUGAUGGAGAAAACAGCAGGUCCCCCAAGAGGUCUCCCAUCUCUUCCCGAAGGUCAUCGCCGUCCGGCACGUCGUCCUAACUUCGGAGAAAAGUCCUACGGUUAUGCAAAAACCUGUCUGAUGUGUGUACUUAAGAAUCUAAAUGUAAAUUACUGACAAUAUGAAGUAUUGGAAAUCCUUAAGGUCUUCAAUAAUAAAUUAUAUUCAUGAGA
This is a messenger RNA of Diabrotica virgifera virgifera (western corn rootworm), 2133 nucleotides long. RefSeq names its product aromatic-L-amino-acid decarboxylase (gene Tdc2). The record is from RefSeq and is a predicted model, not a curated record. Lineage: Eukaryota; Metazoa; Arthropoda; Insecta; Coleoptera; Chrysomelidae. Gene Ontology annotation, biological process: amino acid metabolic process. Bases 100 to 2001 code for a protein of 633 amino acids. Gene Ontology annotation, molecular function: pyridoxal phosphate binding; carboxy-lyase activity. The transcript is spliced from 12 exons.